AUGGCCUUGCAGGCCUCAAUACUAAACAUCUAUUUAGAUAAAACGCAGAAAGGAAUUUCAACAAAAGGAGCGAACAACUCCACAAUGGGCAUCUGCUUUUCGUUCGACUGCGGGGACUUUGAUUUAUGCUGCAACCCUUGUUGUAUGGCCUUGAGCGCCUGCUGCUUGGUGCCCCGCCUCCACCACCCGGAUAUCCGCACCCACCACCACCUGGAGGCUACCCUGGAUACCCCCCACAACAGCCUCCCUACUCUUACCCUCAGCCACAGCCCAUGUACAGAUAAGCAAGUGCACUUAUUACUAGGAUGGGUUGCCAAUUUUCGUGCCGCCCAUGCUGUUGUUGCUGCAUACCGUGCUUGUGCUGCGACUGUUGUGGCGAGCCCCCUCGGACAGUUGUGCACCACCACGUGGUUCAAGCACCUGCGCAACAAGCCCCUCAAAUUA
Molecule: messenger RNA, 444 nt
Organism: Iphiclides podalirius (scarce swallowtail)
Lineage: Eukaryota; Metazoa; Arthropoda; Insecta; Lepidoptera; Papilionidae
Source: the annotation of a GenBank genome assembly